This is a messenger RNA of Fulmarus glacialis (Northern fulmar), 370 nucleotides long. RefSeq names its product actin-related protein 2/3 complex subunit 4-like. Gene Ontology annotation, molecular function: actin filament binding. NCBI's taxonomy places the organism in Eukaryota, Metazoa, Chordata, Aves, Procellariiformes, Procellariidae. Gene Ontology annotation, cellular component: Arp2/3 protein complex; actin cytoskeleton. The record is from RefSeq and is a predicted model, not a curated record. Gene Ontology annotation, biological process: Arp2/3 complex-mediated actin nucleation; actin filament polymerization.
GAGCAGCAAAGAGCUGCUGUUGCAGGCCGGGAGUAUCAUUUUUUAGAAGGUCCUCAUCGAGGGCUCCAUUAACUCCGUGCGUGUCAGCAUAGCGGUGAAGCAGGCCGAUGAGAUCGAGAAGAUCUUGUGCCACAAAUUCAUGCGCUUCAUGAUGAUGAGAGCCGAGAACUUCUUCAUCCUGCGCAGGAAGCCCGUGGAGGGCUAUGACAUCAGCUUCUUGAUCACAAACUUCCACACGGAGCAGAUGUACAAGCACAAGCUGGUGGACUUUGUCAUCCACUUCAUGGAGGAGAUCGACAAGGAGAUCAGUGAGAUGAAGCUCUCUGUCAAUGCCAGGGCCCGCAUCGUGGCAGAGGAGUUCCUCAAGAAC